This is a messenger RNA of Acyrthosiphon pisum (pea aphid), 837 nucleotides long. Its product is annotated as tigger transposable element-derived protein 6-like. Gene Ontology annotation, cellular component: nucleus. The coding region runs from base 1 to 837 and encodes 278 amino acids. The record is from RefSeq and is a predicted model, not a curated record. Gene Ontology annotation, molecular function: DNA binding. NCBI's taxonomy places the organism in Eukaryota, Metazoa, Arthropoda, Insecta, Hemiptera, Aphididae. The transcript has 2 exons.
AUGACGGGUACUGUAAAAAAAAAACCAGUAGUCAUUGGUAAAAGUAAGCAACCAAGAUGUUUUAAAGGUGUCAAGAACUUACCUGUUGACUACUUCAGCAAUACAAAUGCUUGGAUGACAUCUUUUAUUUUUGAAAGUUAUUUGAGAAAAUGGGAUUCAACACUUGAUCACAAAAUCGCUCUAAUUUUGGACAAUUGUACAGCGCAUCCCAACUUUUCUUUAAAGAACAUUGAACUGGUAUUUCUUCCUCCCAAUACAACGUCUUUAAUUCAGCCCCUUGAUCAGGGUAUCAUCAAAGCUUUUAAGACUUUUUACAGGUCCGAUAUGAGAAGGCAAAUUAUUGACGCAAUCGAUGACGGACAAGGGAAUGGUAACGACAUAGCUAAGAACAUGACAGUGCUACAGGCAAUUCACAUGUCACACAAUGCUUGGAUGAAAGUUACAACUUCAUGUAUAGUGAAUUGCUUUAAAAAGUCUGGUAUGGUUCCCAUAACCACGAAUGAAGCCCUUGAACUCGAUUUACCCGAUGUACCAGUAGAUAUUUCAGGACUCCAGAUAGACAAAGAGACCUUCAAUGAGUGGCUGGAUGUAGAUAAGGACUUACCAGUUUUUCAAGUGAUGAAUGAUGACGAAAUAGCUGCUGAAAUAGUUUCACAUAAGGAACAGGGAAAUGAUGUUGAAGUGCAUGAUGAAGACGAAGUUGAAUAUGCAGAGGACCGAGUACCAGUAACCAGGAGUGAAGUAUUCAAUGCAAUUAAUACACUGAGAAGAGCUAUUGAAGAGCAUGACAUAGUGAUUUCCGGUUAUAGUGAUCAAAAUACUCUCGGACGGAUGUGA